GAGGGUGGAGUAAGGGGGAAGGACUGCUAAAGACAGGUUUCCCCCACAUUGCAAGAGCCACAGUUGCAUCCUGCUUGCCUGCCUGCCUGUCUAUCCAGAAGCUGCUUUCACUUCAGGUACAGGCCUACAGUACUCUGCCACAAUGGGCUCUGAGCUGGAGACUGCAAUGGAGACCCUCAUCAACGUGUUCCACUCCCACUCGGGCAAGGAAGGGGACAAGUACAAGCUGAGCAAGAAGGAACUAAAGGAAUUGCUGCAAACGGAGCUCUCUGGCUUCCUGGAUGUGCAGAAGGAUGCUGAUGCUGUGGACAAGGUGAUGAAGGAACUAGAUGAGAAUGGAGAUGGGGAGGUAGACUUCCAGGAGUAUGUGGUGCUGGUUGCUGCUCUCACCGUGGCUUGUAACAACUUCUUCUGGGAGAACAGCUGAGCUCACAGCCCUAGUGGGCAGCGCCCUUCCCCACCAUCCUGGAAGUUCUGCCUUCUUACCCAGCUUUUCCCUCACUCUGCCUAUGUCUCCUCACACUCCUAUCCUUGCCCAUCCUGCUCGCCACACACAAGGGCGCAAGAGUAGCAGUCUAGGCCUGCAAUUCAUUUCAUUAAAGGCUUCUCUCUCACCUGCCAUCAA
This is a messenger RNA of Dipodomys ordii (Ord's kangaroo rat), 625 nucleotides long. RefSeq names its product S100 calcium binding protein A1 (gene S100a1). Gene Ontology annotation, cellular component: sarcoplasmic reticulum. The record is from RefSeq and is a predicted model, not a curated record. Gene Ontology annotation, molecular function: calcium ion binding; S100 protein binding. Gene Ontology annotation, biological process: regulation of heart contraction. Lineage: Eukaryota; Metazoa; Chordata; Mammalia; Rodentia; Heteromyidae. The transcript has 3 exons. The coding region runs from base 143 to 427 and encodes 94 amino acids.